AUGCCGACGAUCCUGCGCAAAGCCUGGUCGCCUAUGCGAGGCGGCCACUUCACAUCUGUACUGCCACACGCGAGCCGGAUUCGGAGCGUCAAGCCAAGCCCGUCCGAAAAGACUGAAGGCAUGCUCUCUCGGCGAAAUCUCCAAAGCGCGCUCGAGGCCUUGCAUCACGACGGUAUUGUCGUCUUGGAGAACAUCAUCGAUCCCGAGCUGCUUGAUCGCCUCAACGAACGCAUGACGAUCGACACACGUGCCCUCAUCGCCAAAGGGGACGAGGGCCCGUUCAACUACAACCUGGGCAAUCUGCAGCAAAGCCCGCCUUACGAGCUUGACUAUUUUGCGCCGAGCAUCUUUUUCAACCCUUUGGCCACCAGCCUCUCCGCGGCCUACUUGGGAGGCAAGCCGACGGUUUCGUUCAUCUCGAGCAAUGCUGCCGUCAAAGCCGACGAGGGCCAGCCAGUACACAGCGACGCCGACUUCGACCAUCCCAGCAUCCCCUUUGCCACGGUCGUCAACGUGGGUCUGGUCGACAUGCAGCCGAGCAACGGCUCCACGCAGCUGUGGCUCGGCACACACAGCGCGACGUCGAUCCAGGACCAGCAGGGGCUGCACGGCGAACGUGCUUCCGGCCGAAUCAGGCAGGAGCUCCUGGACGCCAGGUCGCAGUCGUCACCGCCCCUGCAGCCAACGGUGGCCAAGGGCUCGGUGGUGGUGCGCGACCUGCGCCUUUGGCAUGCAGGCAUGCCCAACAGAACCAAUGACAUCCGCAUCAUGCUCGCCAUGAUCCACUUUGCUCCCUGGUACCGACAGAGAAUGACGCUCGACAUGCCAAAGAGCUUCGAGCCCUUGAUCGCCCAACAGAGCAAGCUGGGCAUCUCGAUCCCCGCCAGAUUCCAAGCCGACACGAUCGACCAUCUCAACGCAGGCUACGGCAACUCGUUUGACUUUGACCAGGAUGCAUGA
Messenger RNA from Sporisorium graminicola, 960 nucleotides. RefSeq lists its product as uncharacterized. The transcript has a single exon. NCBI's taxonomy places the organism in Eukaryota, Fungi, Basidiomycota, Ustilaginomycetes, Ustilaginales, Ustilaginaceae. The record is from RefSeq and is a predicted model, not a curated record. The coding region runs from base 1 to 960 and encodes 319 amino acids.